Molecule: messenger RNA, 2847 nt
Organism: Acanthaster planci (crown-of-thorns starfish)
Lineage: Eukaryota; Metazoa; Echinodermata; Asteroidea; Valvatida; Acanthasteridae
Biological process (GO): activation of GTPase activity; nucleocytoplasmic transport
Cellular component (GO): cytosol; perinuclear region of cytoplasm; nucleus
Molecular function (GO): GTPase activator activity; small GTPase binding
Source: RefSeq, a predicted model, not a curated record
CUUGUAGCGAUUUAGUUGCAAUGACAACCGACCACACGAUCAUGCAGCUAGAACUCGCUAGCUGCAUGCAGAUGCGUAUGACGUGUGACGACGAUGUGCAAUCGUAGUUUGUUUUGGUCAUGGAGGUUUGGGUCAUCUAUUGAAGUAGUGGCCUACAAGCACAAGGAUUCUCUUAUAUUCGUUUCCCAUAACAUUGUAACUCGUACGUUUAGUCAUCACAAUGCCAGGUAAAGGAAAGAAAAAGGGAAAAGGAAAAGGAAAGAAAAAGAAGAAGUUAAAAGGAAUUGGAGAGACUCCUGGUGACAUUGUCAAGAGAUUGCAUCGAAUCUAUCUCAGCAACUGUGAAAACAAGAAAUCCAUCGUGUGCCCCAGCCUGAAAAGUUUUAUGAAACGCUGUUACGAAGAUAAUAAACUCAUUGUCAAGUUUAUUUUAGAACCUGUUGCUGACUUCCAAGAUCCCAUUCUGAGUAACGUCAUGUUGGAACCGCUUAUCAUGUCAAUACGACAAGAAAGAUACAAAUACAUCAAGGAGUUGCACGUCUGGGACAUACCCCUUAAACAUGAACACCUUGCUUCAUUGGCACUGAUGUUGGAGAAAGGGGUCUAUCCAGUGACAAGACUGGAAUUGAUUGACUGUGACAUCGAUGCUUAUGCAGUGGAACGACUCAUGAAAUGCAUGCCGAUGACAAUCAUAAGUACUCUGGCUUUUGAUUACAAUGAAUUUGGUAAUGAAGGGCUCAGAGGAAUUUGUAAAGGUCUCAAGAACAAUCGUCUUUUACUGAGUUUGAGUCUCUGCUACUGUGAUCUAGGAGUAGAGGCAGGCUCUUUGCUAGGAGACGUAGUCUCAACGACUGCACUCAGAGAAAUCUACCUGAAUGGCAACAACCUGGAGGCAGAGGGUGCUAUUGAACUGAUCAAACUCGCAGCUGAUCAUGCUGAAAUGGAGAAUUAUGAGCGGAAUGAGGUGGCAAGAUUAAAAGCUGAAGAAGAGGCACAGGCAUUGCUGAUGGAGAAGGAACGAGGAAGAAUGCCAACAGCAAUGUCAACAGAUGAACAACUAAAGAAGCCGGACUCAGCUAAGAGCAGCAAAACAGGUUCAGGAAAGAAAAAGAAGAAAAAGGGAAAGAAGAAAAAGAAAACCAAAGCCCCACCUGAACCACCCCCCGUUGGUCCCUGGAUAUAUAAACUACACCUUGAAGAUAAUGGUAUCGAUAGCUAUGGGCGAGGCUCCACCUAUGCUCCUGUUAUUAUCACCAGGCUUCUAAGACAGCUGAUCCAGUAUUCCAGCUGCCUGCAGGAGCUAGACAUCGAGGAUAAUCUCAUUGGUGAUCUUGGAGGGAGAGAGAUCCUGGAAGCUUUGAAUAACAGGAAGGAGGCAGGGCAUCCGUCCAUGAAGAUGAGUGUAACACACCGGAUGAACUCCGAGACAUUUGCUGCUAUCAUGAAGCUGGGGGCAGGCCUCAAGAAAAAAGGAAAGAAAAAGGGCAAAAAAAAGAAGAAGAAGAAAUGAAGUUGCCAUGCCAUCAAAUGAAUGAGAGGUAUGAACUUCUUAAUAUUCCAUAACAAUGUGCCUUAGAAUCUUACCAGUAUUCAGUAGACUGUCAAAGAAUUGCUCAAGAUGCCAUAUUCCAUCAUGAAAUGCAAGUGAUGUUGUAGAAACUUGAUGUCUUUCAUUAGCGUUUAUGACUGCUUAAAAUAUUACAAUUAAGUUUGCAAAAAAGGCAUUUUGUAAAACAUGGGAGAAAAUAUUUGUGAUGAAUAAAAAAAAUAAAUGUUAGAAAUAAAUCAAUAAUGAUGAAUAUUAUAAAUUCUGCAUUGGUUAAGGAUAGUAUUUAAGACAAAAUCACAUAACAGUCCAUGUUGUUUCAACAUCUGGGGCACUGGAAAUGUUUUAAUUAUGAAUUCUCCCAAAUUCCAGCUUGCUAAAAAGAAAGUAAUCACUAUUGUUUUAAUCCACUAUUUUGUGCAUAGAUUUUAAAAAUAAAUAUGGAAUACACUGUAUAUCAUGAACUAGUAAUGUUGGAAAGAACACAUUUACACAACAUGAAAUAAAGUGUUUAAUACACUUUUUGACUCUCCAAAGUAUUUUGCAUAGUCUUGUCAAGCAGUUUAAGAUUUUUCUCUUGCCUUUCAAAAUUCAAAAAAAGGCCUAACCAUUUUCACAUUUAAUUUUCCAUCAGGAUUCAUUACCCUCACCAAGACACAUUUAUACAACAGACUAAUCAGCAAGGCUACUCAAUCAACAGUUUUUUUUGACACAUUCAAAUCAACUUCAUCAAUGCAAUAUUUUUGUAUCCUAACAGGUUUUUCAGUUUAGCCUAUCCCAGUACUUGGGAACUAACGUAUUCCAUGGGGAGGGGAUAAAAGCGUGAUAACUUUUUGCAAAAAGAGUAAUGUUUUAUAACUGGUAAGCUACUAAAAUACAAUCAACUGCAGCUUACUGAAGUGAAGACCCUCCAGGAAAUCGAAGGACCAACUAGCCUGUUUUUCUUGACAAAUGGAUCGUACAACAAUGUCUCUAAAUCUUUUUGACUAAAAUAUCAUAGAAAAGAUAUUUCUCAAAACAGUUUCUUAGAACCAUUUAUUUACAGUUGGACUGGAUAAGUUUUUCUUUCGGUUCAGAAAACCAACCUUACAUUUAUUUUAAGUGUUUGGAUCUGUUGUUUAGAGCUGAUAAUAUUCUAACAUACUCAGUCCUUUCAACAUGUUAUUUCUGUACAAGUAUAUUUUGUAAAGGAGUAAUCAGUAGUACAUUUAUUAGCAUUUACAAAAAGUGGAAUUCUGUAUAGUACAAGUAUUCAUGAAUAUCAAACAUGCACUUAACAGAUGACUAUCUGUGACCAGUAA